Molecule: messenger RNA, 4412 nt
Organism: Aspergillus saccharolyticus JOP 1030-1
Lineage: Eukaryota; Fungi; Ascomycota; Eurotiomycetes; Eurotiales; Aspergillaceae
Product: putative histone deacetylase complex subunit (Hos4)
Exons: 2
Coding region: 441-4289 (1282 amino acids)
Molecular function (GO): protein binding
Source: RefSeq, a predicted model, not a curated record
CCCCUCUCCCCCCCCCCCUCUCCUAAAUUACUUUCACUUCCCUCGAUUCGCCUUACCUCGCUCACUCCUCCCUUCAUUUCCUUCUUUAUUCUCGACCAGACUUUCUUUCUCCUUCGCCGACCGUAUUAACCCCUCCUCGUUAACGUCCUGUCGCCUCGCUCUUCUCACUUCGUACACCUGUCACCACUACCUCGCCUUCGUACCGUCCUGUUCUCUCUUAUCGAUCUUCUCAAUCCACCUCGCCGUUCGCCUACGCUCUUGCUUCGUUCACGGCCAUUUCUGAUUCUCCAGAGAGCUUCAAAACCUACCGAGUCUCCAUCAAGCGUGGUCGAGCACCAGCUUUCGCGCGCAACUGCUGGUGUAAUUGACCACGGGUCCACCUGUCCGCCACGGCCCCCGAAGAUGACGAGCAGAACCCCCAGAAAUCGAGUGCUACCGCUAUGAGUGAUGUCGAGGCUGUCUCUUCCCUGCCAGCUUCCCUGGAUGCCGGACAAAACGGCCUCGCUGCCAAGGUGAACCACCAGUCUACCUCGGGUCCUUUAUCUUCCAAGAGACCACUCUCACCAGUGCCUCAAAGGGAAUAUCGUCCGAUCAAAGAGGUAGACCUUGCUGUCGGGGACAGCGAUGGGCCCGCUAGCCCCAAGGCUGACUCGGAGGCAGAAACCAUAAUUCAGUCGGGCCGUGAAUCUUUAUCGCCUGAGAAAAGACGGAAGUACAUAAAACAUGAACCGAAACGACGUGAUGAUGGAAACGACCAUGUUGAUGCUGCAGAAAGCGACCUCCCUCCCAACGAUCUGCAGGUCAGAAAAAGGAAGCUAGCGGAUGGUGACACUGUCGGUGAACGCGACCAUCAUGUGCGCCCAUUGAGUCCCCUUCGUCGGAACGGGUCCCCACCCCGUGUGAAGGUCGAAAAAACUGACGAGGGUCAAUGUGUCCCAAUUCGACUUGAGUCAUCACACCCUGCAUCUUCCGUUCCUAGGGUGUCCAGAAAACGCAGCUUUAGUGAGAGUGUCGAUGGAGAAGGCAAUGUCCGUCGGACUGCCCGCCCAGUCAAUCCAAAUUCUCGCCGCGACCGGGACCGACGAGAAAUUAUUGACACCUUCACUGAGGUCGAUGGAGAGGGGAUUGUUCGUCGGAUUGUCCGCCCGCAUGUCCCGGCUCCUCGCCGGGACCAAGAACGACAGGAAUUGAAUGGCGUGUUGUUGCCUCGACCUGCAUCGAUUGACCGCUCUGUAUCGCCUGUUCGCUCGCACAAGAGAACGGCUUCUGGUCACCAGCUGGGUAGUGAGCUGCAGCGCAAACGGAAAGCUCCUACCCCACUUCUCCCCGGCGUACAGAGGCAGAGUUCUGAAGACCGGCAGUCGGUGUCUUCGUCUACUAGCGGAUCUCCUAUGCCCAGUGCUCACAUCCGGAAGGUGGCUUCGGUCGACGGGGCGUCCGCCUCUCCUGCCAGACCAUCUGGCCACAAGAAGCAACGAGAUCAGAAUGGGCGCACGCGUCUUGCUCGCGCAUGUGCUGCACAGGAGCUUGAAGCGGCAAUCGCUCGGCAUGCAGAACGGCCAGAGGAUCUCAAUGUGGCGGACAAUGCCGGCAACACGCCGCUCCAGAUCGCCGCAUUGGAAGGGUGUGCAUCUAUUGUGAAAUUUCUUCUCGAAGCUGGCUGCGAGGUCGAGACUAGAAAUAUCGAUCGAGAUACCCCGUUGAUCGAUGCCGUUGAAAACGGCCAUCUCGACGUCGUCAAGUUGCUACUCGAGGCUGGUGCAAAUCCGCGCUCUGUCAAUGCCGAAGGCGAUGAGCCGAGCGAUCUCAUUCCGUCGGACUCAGAAGAUUCCGAUGAAAUUCGCCGUGUAUUGGAGGAAGCCAAAGCGCAUCCGCGCCCCAGCCGUCGCUCCGAAGAACAGACUGGAUCUGGCACCAGGGAGACGUCUUCGCGGAGAGUCACCGUGGCCAGCCCGCGAGACUCACCACCUGUCAACGGACAACGCAGCCCACCUUACUUCGCUAGCACCAACAAACGCAAGAGUGUUAGAAGCGAGGCCACUCGGAAUGAUUUACUGUGGACAAAAGCUACACCAGAGAACCUACAAGCCUUUGCUGCCAAGGGUGAUAUCGCGGGAGUCGCUAACAUCCUGAAUGUCGGUCAACGAGCAGAUGCGGAGUCAAUGAUCGCAGCAGCCAAGGGCGGCCACGACGAAGUUUUGUCUCUGCUAUUGGGCAUGGGGGACGCAGAUCCAGACCCAGAUCCAGUCCAGGGUGGCUCUCACAAGCCUGGAUACAACACGCCUAUGCUGGCCGCCAUCGGACGAGGAAAUUUGCCUGUGAUUAAGCUUCUUCUGGACCAACCUAGCUUCAAUCCCACGAGACGACUAUAUAAGGAUCGGACUUAUUUUGAGCUUUGUCGAGAACGCAGAGCGGACAACUGGGAGGAAGAAUAUGAUCUUCUUCGCGAUGCAUACGACAAUUAUGUCCGGAACAGGAAACAGCGGAAGUCCGACAUCUCCUCUCCAAGAAGGGCACGUGAUAAAGACCGAGAAGUGAAGCGUUCGGGACGGAAAGAGUCGCCCUCUCCAGUGGGCAGGCCUCGGAAGCAGGUUCAGAGCCCAGGUCGUCGGGACUCUUCGAAGGAUGCGCCGCCUAAAGAACGCAAGAGAGAAGGGAUGGUGCAUGCAAAAGAGAAACCGGGUAUUCAUCGUCCCAAAGUCGGACAUGUUACCACGUCUGAUCACGACGGUCCUCGUUCUGACAUAUCUAGGCCCAAGGGGCCGCCGACGAGGGACGGAGAAUUUAGCCGAGGGGAGGAGCCUCCCAAGAGGAGGCGGUUGAUCGCAGGGCGUCCGCCCGAUCGCGAUCGUAGGAGGCCUAGCAUUCCCUCCUCAGAUUCUAUGUCUGGCCAGGAAGAAGCUCCCAAAGCACGCCCUGAUCAUCCUGAAUCCACCACAAAUAAGUCUGGACCACCGCCCUUGAAGCGUGGGCGUAGCAGCGUCAGCCCCGAUCGUCCUAGGUCUCGCGAUUCUGAGGCUGAUCGGAACCCCCGUGAAGUUCUGAAGAAGAAGCGACGAGUCCUAUCGGAAGACGGAACGCCCAACAUCACCAACGGGAAUCCCAAGAGAAGUCACCCAGCUGCGGAGGAUCUGAAGGUCCCUCGUCGCAAAGACGAUAGCCAUUUGGCACCACAAGCUCGGCGAGAUCAAUCGCGGGAACGAGAUCUCUCUGCCAAACCUGGCGAACGCAAAAAUUUCAAGGUGGAGCAGGAGAAACUUGAAGCUCAUGAACUGGUAGAUAUUCCCAUGGAUGAUUCGUCUAGUCUCACACAAGCUGAGGCGGAGGCGACAGCCCUUCGAGAGAAGCAAGCGCAGCAAGAAAAGCAAGCGCAGCAAGAGAAGCAAGCUCGCGAAGAGGAAGAAGCACGUCUAGCCGCGGAAGCUGAAAGAGCCCGCCUGGAGAAAGAGGAGCAGGAACGUGCAGCGCGGGAGGCCCGCCUUGCCGAGGAGAAAGCCGCCGCAGAAAAGGCCGCAGAGGAGGAGCGGAAGCGGCAUGAGGCAGAGGAGAGGCGGUUAAAGCAAGCCGAAGAAGAACGGCUGAAGCGACUUGAACAGGAACGUCAACGGCUGGCCAAACUACGCAAGGAGCAGGAAGAGCAAGAACAGCGUCGACGAGAAGCUUUGCCAAGUCGAUUACGAGUCGCAGCCAAUUUGGUUGGGUCUAAUGACCCGCAAGCGAAAAGCCAUGCAUGGCUGCGGAAGUUCAUGCCCGUUGUGACCGCCGAGACAAGACAGCUGGACCCAUCUUGCGCAUCGGAUGUGGCCGAGGAUCGAUGGAUCCCGAACUAUCUGGUUGCACCCUUGCUGGCGACGAACGAUCUUCAAUUAUCACAGUAUGCCAGCUGGGAGAAGCGCAUUGCAACUCCUACCCAGCGGACGAAUCUCUGGCGGGUCACGCGAAGGAUGCUUGUCCAAGCAGAUGAGACGGAGUUCCUCAGCUCGUCGUUCGGACAGAUCAUGCAACGAGAUAGUGAAGCACGGCCCAAGUACUUCGACAUGGAACAUGUAUUUUGGCUUAAGCUUUCCGAUUUCAUGGAUCUCGUCCCUCAUAUUCCGCACCUUCACGGACUGGACAUCCAGUUACUCAAGAUGCAUAUCGACCAGGAGCCUAAGACACAACCAGCGUUUGAACUGCCGCAGGCCAAUGGACAUAUUUCGGGGCCGCAUAUUGAGGAAGGUUCGGGCUUAUUGGGAGGUAAUGGGUUGACUAAUGGCUUUGGGCACAGUCGGCCUAGUACAUAUGUCUAAUUGUUCUUCUCAGCUUGAGCGGUCAUUUAGCUUGGCGCUAGCUUGUACAGGUGGAAACUUUGAUGUACGACUAUGAUACCUGAUGUGUGAUGCUUGGAAAGCGUAAUACCAUGAUAUCCCGAG